AGAGCCACCCCCGCCUCACCCUUGAGCCCCACUCUCAGCUGGAGGAGCAUCUCUAACUGUCCCCAAGCCCACCAAGGCUCUGGGCAUCUUCGCAGCCCUGGGCUUCAGAUUGCCCCUCUUUGGAACAGUGGGAGAGUCGGGAGACAAGCCUGGUGAGGCUCCGGGACAGGGGACAGGAUUUGAGGGCCAUGGCCGAGUACGGGACCCUCCUGCAGGACCUGACCAACAACAUCACCCUGGAGGAUCUGGAGCAGCUCAAGUCGGCCUGCAAGGAGGACAUCCCAAGCGAAAAGAGUGAGGAGAUCACCACCGGCAGCGCCUGGUUCAGCUUCCUGGAGAGCCACAACAAGCUGGACAAAGACAACCUCUCCUACAUCGAACACAUCUUCGAGAUCUCCCGUCGCCCUGACCUCCUCACCAUGGUGGUGGACUACAGAACCCGUGUUCUGAAGAUCUCGGAGGAAGAUGAGCUGGACACCAAGCUCACCCGCAUUCCCAGUGCCAAGAAAUACAAAGACAUUAUCCGGCAGCCCUCUGAGGAAGAGAUCAUCAAAUUGGCUCCUCCACCGAAGAAAGCCUGAGCGCGGGAAAGGAAGAGAAGGUUGGACCUUCAUCGGACCGCACCCUUCCCCAUCCUCCAUGGGAGGGGUCAAGGGAACCCCCCCACCUACCCAUUUACUAACCUGGUCCUAACCCCUUACUGUGCGCGUGUGUGCGUGUGCGCACGCUCUGGCUGUUUGUCUAUGUCUAGCUCAUCUAGUUCCUCCUCGCGAGGGGAUGGGGGUCAGGGGCUGGGGGUGGCCUAGUUUUCCCACUCUGGGGGAAGUGGGGGGCACGCUCCUCCGAUUCCCCUUUCCUCCACUCUUCCUCCCCCCACACAUACACCUCUGAAGUGUGGGAGCAGAAAAGGACCUGGAUUUCCCUCGGUGGAAGUACCCAGGUGGGGUGAGGAUGGAGAGGAGGUGCAUCUAAUGAAAAGCCACAAGGGGAAGUGGAGAGGCUACCCCACCCCCACCCCAGGGACAGAAAAGCCAGGGCUCAGUGUGUGCCCCAUGCUGGAUGGGCUGAGGAGUUGGCUUUUAGCUCUUCCUCAGGUUGGAGUUCCUCUUGUGCCCCUUGCAUGGGCCUGUAAUGGUGUGAACCAGGGAUCCAAGAGGAUACUGGGAUCCUUUCCUGGCCCUGAAGUUCUAGCCCCACAAGCACCCAGCAUAAGCGAGCAUCGUCCUGUGGGGCAUGCCCCACUGGGCCUGAGGUGGGCUGAGGGUGUGUCCUGUGGUUCUCCUUAUUCCUGCUCAGACUGUUGCCCGUGCUGACCCUGAAUCUAGGGAGUCUGGGGAGGAGAUGCUUGGGUUUUAACUGCAGUCCUGCCCCUACCUACAGGGUCCCAACAUGGGCACUGCACGUACCUUCCUUCCCCUUGGUCUAGAACACACAAAGCAAGAAAGAAGGGAAGAAGUGAACUAGUGUUUUCCUUUGCACUGAUCCCCAGUUCAUCCCAGGAGGGGACUCAGUAACCCCUUCCCCUCAAUACCCUGGCGCCUUGGGCUUGUGAACGCCUCCUAGCCAAAUCAGUGACCCUAGCCUCCUGCCUGUCCCAAGACGCCCUUCCCCACCUUGACCGUGCUAACUGUGUGUACAUAUAUAUUCUACAUAUAUGUAUAUUAAACCCGCACUGCCAUGUCUGCCCUUUCUGUGGUGUCUCGCAUUAACUGUCUAGGCCAGAAAUGGGGUGGGAAGGGAGGCCACAGUUAUAAGGGACCGGCACAAAUUGCCGUGUAAAGAUAAAGCAUUUUUAAACUCAAGUUGACAUGCGAUCUGAGACUAAAGGAAGCUUUAAGUUAGGAGCUCUUUAGGUAGGAUGUGGGAUGCUUUUAGGAACAAGGGCUGGAGGGGGGGGGGGGCUGGCUGUUUGGAGAGGGAAGCAACCAGACAGGACACUCCACUCCCAGCCAGCCCAUACCCUCUGGCCACUGCGGACACCUGCCUUAACACACACCUUGAGCCCUCCAGCUUUGCCUUAAAGGACCUUUGCAGCCCUGCCUGGUUUCUCCCCCAGAGAGAGGGGUCCUUAUAGAAUCAGGAGGGUGUAAAAGAGCUAAAUUGUCAUUAGGAUCAGACUAUGCUUUGUUGGGGGUCGGGGGUGCAGGAGAGAGGAAUAGGAAAGAGGAGGAGAAGGGAGUCAGGAUCAUUAUUUUAGCAGUCUAGAAAUUUCUUCGUAAGGCAGAAUCUCAACACUAACCCAUCACCCCAUACUGUCGUAAGAUGCCCCUUUCCUGUGCUCCUGUCUGCAGUGUGCACGGCCUUGUUCUAACCCUGGAAUAAAGGUGACUGAUUAUA
Condylura cristata (star-nosed mole) is the source of this 2337-nucleotide messenger RNA. RefSeq names its product phosphoprotein enriched in astrocytes 15 (gene PEA15). Gene Ontology annotation, molecular function: protein binding. The record is from RefSeq and is a predicted model, not a curated record. Gene Ontology annotation, biological process: MAPK cascade; negative regulation of extrinsic apoptotic signaling pathway via death domain receptors. The coding region runs from base 189 to 581 and encodes 130 amino acids. NCBI's taxonomy places the organism in Eukaryota, Metazoa, Chordata, Mammalia, Eulipotyphla, Talpidae. The transcript has 4 exons.